AGUGCAGCCCUCUUCUGACGAUUUGCAUAAAGUCCCCAUCAGCCAGCCCACUAAUUACCAUGUUUUAUAUUCCCUGGCCUCUGAAAGCAUCAUGGCAAAUUAUAUUACUCUCCUCAAAUGGGAAGUGAACCAGCUUCUCUGAGCAGGUGUCAGGAGUAGGAAAUUCACAUUAACACCGGAGCACGAGAGGAAGAGAGAUCGAACUUUUUUUUUGUACUUUCUAGUUUUUAUUCUCCCCAGCCUCCCUUUAAGUUCAGAAUUUAACUUUGUUUUAAUGUUCUCGAAAAUGGUGUCCAAGUUGACAUCUCUCCAACAGGAGCUCUUGAGCGCCUUGUUAGAUUCCGGAGUUACCAAAGAUGUUCUGAUCCAAGCGUUGGACGAUAUGGACCCCAGCCCGAAUGGCUUUGGAGUUAAGUUGGAGAAUCUACACAUGUCUCCGCCAAGUUCUAAAAUCAACGGAAAUGAUUCGGAUUCGAAGCCGGUAUUUCUAACGUUGAGCAACGGACACGGUAAGGGCAAACUGUCGGGAGACGAGGGGUCCGAGGACGGAGAUGAUUUCGAUACCCCACCGAUACUAAAAGAACUCCAGUCGCUUAACACGGAGGAAGCAGCGGAGCAGAGGGCAGAAGUUGACCGAAUAUUAGCUGAGGACCCGUGGCGUGCCGCCCGCAUAAUUAAAGGCUACAUGCAACAGCACAACAUACCACAGCGCGAGGUGGUGGACGUAACCGGACUAAAUCAGUCUCACCUCUCACAGCACCUCAACAAAGGCACGCCCAUGAAAACUCAGAAACGAGCGGCGCUCUACACCUGGUAUGUCAGGAAACAGCGGGAAGUUCUAAGACAAUUCAACCAGGCAGUGCAAGGUUCUGUCAACAACAUGACUGACAAAGGCAGUCAGGAUCAGGUGCUGUUUUUCUUCCCAGAGUUUAACCCUCCUGGUCAGGGUAUGGGGCAGCAAGGGGAGGAGGUGGGCUCUGAACCCUCCUGCAAGAAAAUGAGACGGAACCGUUUCAAAUGGGGGCCUGCAUCCCAACAGAUCCUCUACCAGGCCUAUGAAAGACAGAAGAACCCCAGCAAAGAGGAGCGAGAGGCUCUGGUGGAGGAGUGCAACAGGGCUGAGUGUCUCCAGAGAGGGGUGUCUCCGUCUAAAGCUCAUGGGCUGGGCUCUAACCUGGUCACUGAGGUACGGGUCUAUAACUGGUUUGCCAACCGGCGUAAGGAGGAGGCCUUCCGUCAGAAGCUGGCGAUGGACGCCUACCCCAUACCCAUCCACAGCAUGAACCCUCUCCUGUCUCACAGCCACAACUCCCCACACCACCACAGCUCCCAGACCAGCGCAUCCCCCCCUAGUAAGAUGCCAGUGCGGUACAGCCAACAGGGACCCAGUGAGGUCAGCUCCUCGACGACCAUCAACCACCAUGGCAGCAUGUCGACCAGCCAGUCGGUGUUACAGCAGGUGUCUCCGGGUGGCUUGGACCCCAGCCACAGUCUGCUGUCACCUGAUGCCAAGAUGAUGUCUGCGUCAGGUGGAGGCCUGCCACCUGUGAGCACGCUGACCAACAUCCACAGCUCCCACCAUACACACCAGCAGACACAAAACCUCAUCAUGCCUCUCUCUGGAGUCAUGACCAUUGCACAGAGUCUGAACACGUCGCAGUCCCAGUCGGUACCAGUGAUCAACAGCGUGGCGGGGAGCCUUGCAGCUCUGCAGCCGGUGCAGUUCUCCCAGCAGCUCCACAGUCCCCACCAGCAUGGCCUGAUGCAGCAGUCCCCCAGCCAGCAGCCUUUCAUGGCUACCGUGACUCACUCACACAGUCAGUACCUGCCUCUUAUGUACCCUCACAAGCAGGAGCCCACGCAAUAUUCCCACCAGUCACGGUUUCCCUCAGCCAUGGUGGUGACAGACGCCAACAGCCUCAGUACUCUCAGCUCCAUGUCAUCCAGCAAACAAGAUUCUACCGUAAACAAGAUGGUGCAACUGGGGGGUCUCUCCUGGUGUCCUCUUCAAGCCUGGUGAGAGUACACACCUGACUUCCUUGGUGCCUAGCAACAGGAGCACAUUUUUCCACCCACUCACUGUGGUAACCAUGACAACUCCUAAUAACUGGCAACAGCGCACUGGACGAUGAGUCAGUCAAUAAAUCCAGAGCGGCGGUGACGGAGGGCGAGAGGAGAGGAGGAGUGAGAGAAGGGGAGAGAAAUGCACAUUGCAGGUUUUGCGUUAAUAGACACCUAAAUGAAGGGAGGAGAAACUGGAUUUCCCCUGACAUACAACAAGGAUGUAUGAUUUUUCACUACAAACACAAUCUUGAGAAAACAUAAUUAAUUUCUCUAUCUUUUCAUUGAAAAUGUGUGCAAAUGACAAGUGAUCGCUUCUAUGUGGCCAAUCAUUUGUGACAUUAUCAAGGAACAAAACAAAUGGAUCUUCACAUUAUGCCUUACAUGCUGUGGUAUGUAAGAAUAGGACUGGUGGAGUGGAUGUCCAUGAAGAACUAACAUGUUACUGUGAUCUGAUGUGGAAAGAUGAAGGCGUAUGGAGGCUGGGGUGAGAGGACACAAUCUGCCUCAGUCGGCCCAGCUACGUUGGGCUGUGGUGGGGAUGGACUGUAUGGGGGACUGGGUGAUUCCCUCUGGCAUGGGGCCCGGACUCAUGAUGGGCAGAUCUGAAUAAUCUGAUCCCCACUAUACUGUAUAUUAUCAACGGCAAUGCACAACCAUCAGAACUACUGGAUGACAAUCAUAUUAACUUUGUCCUGAGCAACUGUAUAGGUUCUUGUAGAUAGAUAUUUCAUAUAUGUACAUACCUGUUCUGUUUGAAGGAGUCUUCCAUGUUUGCUUUUCAUUAUGUGAUUUUCUGUACUGAACAGUCAAUAGUGCAGAUAAUUAUAACUUUGUUCAUGUGUCUAAAGGAUUUCAACAUUUGUCAUUCCCAAACACGGGGGAAAUAUAAUAGACAAUCUAUUUGUAUUUUUUAUUUGGUUCCAAUUGUAAACUGUGAUUGAAAGAUAUGACAAUCUUUAGAACCUAAAGGACUAUGCAAUGUGCAUAGAAGUGCAUAUGAAGUGCAUAUGAAGCCUCAGAAGACUGAAUUGUGUACAGUACUCCACAAACAGAAGACAGAGGGAUUUCUGAGAUGCACCAUUACUCUAUGAACUUAGUGCCCCUCAUGUUGUUUCUGUUGUCAGAGCUGCCCGCAACACGACACAAAACAAUAAACCAAAGUUUUAACUUAUUUAAAAAAUAUAUAUGUGUACAGUAGAUACUGUAUAUAAAGUAGUCAGAAAUUCAGUUGGACAAUUUGGGUGUUUUUCUUUCACCCAUUUCCCAUGUUUUGUUCUGAAGAGAGAGUCAGUGUGCCAUGAUAUCAUAAACAAAGUCUGCCCUGUGGGUGUGUUGACUCACAUAUUCACUGUAUGCCUUCAAACCCAUUUAUAGGAUUUUUCCCAAAUGGCACCCUAUUCCCUAUAUAGUGCACUACCCUUGGUUAAAACGUAGUGCACUAUAUAGGGAAUAGGGUGCCAUUUAGGAUGCACACAUUGUCCCAAUCCUAGGGUGGCCCAUGCCUGCCUGCCUGCCUAGGAGACCUCUCUCUGACUGAUGUUUGCUCAUAGGGUUCAGGUGAAUUUCAGGAAUGGGACUUUAGCCCUCCCAGGCUCCCUCCCCUCUCCUCCCACUUCCUCAUUCCCAACGUUUCCUAAUUUAAAGACACAUAUGGAAUUGGACCCUUUUUUAUUAUUCUCCUUUAUAAAUCAUAACAGCCCAAGUGACAAUGACAAUAUUUACAGGUAUUUGCAAGCAAAACAGUGAUAUGAGUCUUGUAAUUUGUGAAUGGGUGGAAGAUAAAAGCAUCUAUUGUUGUGACAGCAACCAAUAUAAUCAGGCUGGAUUCCACAGAGGUUGAGAAAUGUUAUGGAGAGUUGGAUACUCAGCCGCACUUAGUUACUUAUGAAAUCCUAAUCCACCAGAGAGUUCCAGAUAAACAAGCACAGGGUACAAACAAUCAGGUUUUUAUAAUGAACAUUUGUAUAGUCUGCAUUUGACUGCGUGCUUUCUGAAUAAUUAUUUUACUUCAUAUUUUCUAAAUUGAAGUCAUACCCUCUCCACCUCCAUAUUUUGGUUGGCACAUACUGUACAGACUCCCUUUCAAUAGGUCACUAUCUUGUUAUUACUUGUACUACCUUGUUUCAAUUUAAACAUACCCACUGCCAUCUAAUCAGAGGGCAUGCAGGUCCACUUUUAACUGUAGAUGACAGGCAAAGACAAGUUAUUUUCUCUUUGAUGUAUUUUUGUAUAAAAAUGGAAAUCAAUCUUUUAAAAUCAUUAUUUAUACUUUCUGAGAAAAUGUUGAUAUUCAAGUAAAGCUUUUCAAAAUGAA
Molecule: messenger RNA, 4378 nt
Organism: Oncorhynchus nerka (sockeye salmon)
Lineage: Eukaryota; Metazoa; Chordata; Actinopteri; Salmoniformes; Salmonidae
Product: hepatocyte nuclear factor 1-beta-A-like
Exons: 10
Coding region: 275-2020 (581 amino acids)
Biological process (GO): liver development; positive regulation of DNA-templated transcription; insulin secretion
Cellular component (GO): nucleus
Molecular function (GO): DNA-binding transcription factor activity, RNA polymerase II-specific; RNA polymerase II cis-regulatory region sequence-specific DNA binding
Source: RefSeq, a predicted model, not a curated record